UGACAGCUGUUAUUGUAGUUUUUAAUGGCUGCAUUCCUGUGAGGCCACACGGCAGAUUUUUUGUUUUCAAUGCCUUGGCACUCGUAUUGUCAGUGUUUUAUGACUCGUGGUGGAAAUACUUGAGAUCAGUGUUGACCAGCGGAAAUGGAGACCUCUGUUUUGUUUGAAGACAGGACCGACAGAGGAGUCUUUUGCAUGCUCCUGCUCCUCUUGCUCUGCUGCGAUGGAGGGAAAUGUGAGCUUCAGGAAUCAAAACCUGCUCCUUCGACCAACUUCCCCAGUGUCAAACCUUUCCAGAAUGAACCGCAGGCCUUCCCCAAUGAGGAGAGGGCCAAUCUUCCUGUGUUUACGAUGGACUACCCUCGAAUCCAGGUCCCCUUUGAGUUUACGUUGUGGAUACUGCUGGCCUCUUUUGCCAAAAUUGGUUUCCACAUUUACCAUAAAAUCACCAUCUGGAUCCCAGAAUCCUGCCUCCUUAUUGGCAUUGGCCUCAUUGUUGGCGGCAUCAUGCACUCAGUCAAAGAGGAGCCCCCUGCUGUCCUCAGCUCCAACGUCUUUUUCCUCUACAUGCUGCCACCCAUCGUCCUCGACAGUGGCUACUUCAUGCCCACCAGGCCGUUCUUUGAAAACAUUGGCACUGUGAUGUGGUACGCCGUGGUGGGAACCCUGUGGAACAGCAUCGGCAUCGGGCUUUCCCUCUUCGCCAUUUGCCAGUUUGAAGUGUUUGGACUUCAAGAUAUCAACCUGCAGGAGAACUUGCUGUUUGCCUCCAUCAUCUCGGCCGUGGACCCCGUGGCUGCUCUGAAUGUGUUUGAGGACAUUGGAAUCAAUGAGCAGAUAUAUAUAGUCAUAUUUGGAGAGGGACUCUUCAACGAUGCUGUCACUGUGGUACUUUACAACAUGUUUGCGUUUUUGGCAGACAUGCCUAUUGUUGAGUCCGCUGAUGUGUUUCUGGGAGUGGCCCGGUUCUUCGUGGUGGCAGUUGGGGGCGUCCUCUUUGGCCUUCUGUUUGGAUUUGUGGCUGCGUUCACCACACGUUUCACACACAACGUCCGUCCAAUCGAGCCCCUCUUCGUUUUCAUGUAUAGCUACCUGGCGUACCUGGUGGCCGAGUGUUUCGCCAUUUCCAGCGUCUUGGCCAUCAUAACAUGUGCCAUAACCAUGAAGUACUAUGUGGAGGAGAAUGUAUCCCAGAGAUCCUGCACCACCAUCCGCCAUGUUGUCAAGAUGCUGGCCACCAUCUCUGAAACUCUCAUCUUCUUCUUCCUGGGUGUUGUGACAAUAACCACUGAGCACGAGUGGAACUGGGCUUACAUCCUGUUCACGCUGCUGUUUGCCUUCAUCUGGAGAGGAAUCGGCAUUCUGGUGCUGACCCAGAUCAUCAACCCGUUCCGUACUAUCCAGUUCAGUUUCAAGGACCAGUUUGGCCUCGCCUACGGAGGCCUGCGAGGGGCAAUCUGCUUCGCGCUGGUCUUCACCUUGCCUGACAACAUCAACAGAAAGAACCUGUUUGUCACUGCUUCCAUUGCGAUGAUCAUAUUCACUGUUUUUAUACAGGGCAUCAGCAUCCGUCCUAUAGUCGAAUAUUUAAACAUCAGGAGAACCAACAAAGACCUGCACACCAUCAAUGUGGAGGUCCACACCAGGGCGAUGGAGCACAUUGUGUCCGGUGUUGAGGACUUGUGUGGACAAUGGAGUCACUAUUACUGGAAAGACAAGUUUAAGAAGUUCAACGAUCGUGUUUUGAGGCGUAUCCUGGUCAGAGACAACAGGGCUGAGUCCAGCAUUGUGGCUCUGUAUAAGAAACUGGAGUUGCAGAAUGCCAUCGAGUUACUGGACACACCCGUGGGAGACCUCAGCGCAGCGCCAUCUCUUGUUUCUUUGCAUGACGAGAAGAAGGAGGCUUCUCGACCGAAGAAGAAGUUCCUGGCUGCUGACGUGAGGAAAAUGCAUGACAUCCUGUCAAAGAACAUGUACAAGAUCAGACAAAAGACGAUGGCUUACACCAACAAGUACAAUCUGCCUGACGACAGCCGAACCAGGGAGAUUCUGAUUCGCAGACACGCGAGCAUCAGGCACAGCAUCCGUGGCAGAAGUUUUCGUGAGCUGCAUGAACAAAACAUCCCCAGGUCUCAAAAGUAUUACUCCCUGCAGCCUGGAGGGGACCUGGAGACUGCCUUUGCUCUCAGAAGACGAAGUCAUGGUGGUGGUAGUGUUGACGAGGACCAUCUCUCAGCUCGUCCCCGGUUGUCCGGUGUUUCGCCGCGUUCCUCGUCCCGCUCUUUACAUCUGAGGAGGUUGAACACAAUCCAGGAGUUUGGACAUGCUGGGGAGCAGCCGGCCGCUUCCUCCUACAGGGUUGAUGUUGUGGACGAUGGUGAUCCUGGGAGUCUGGGAGGUUCUGACCUCAGAGGCAGACGAGCACCAGUUCCUGCAUCCAGGAGGCGCAGCUCAGACUGGGUAGAUCAAGACCAAGACCCCACUGACUCUCAGCAAACAGGAGAAAGCGCUGAACCAGUGCGUCCUCCCCAGCUGCCACCACCUCGUGGCUGGUUACCUGAGAACCAGGACCCCAGAGAAGAUGGUGCAGGAAACCCCCUGCUUAGACACUCAUCACAGGGGUCUCGGGGCUCACAGAGAUCAUGAUGGACAGAGAGGUCAGAUGUUCAUUGGCACAAGAGUGUUUGCACACGCAGACAUGUCAGUUUUCAUGUGUGUGCAUGUCAUGUUAAUAUGCCUCACUGGUCGUCGGCAAAGAUCAAACGACUUUGGGAUAUUUAAAAUAAGCAUGCAUUGUUUUUUUUAAUACAUAUUAAAACAUUAAAACAUUUGUGGUAACAAUUAUAUGUGGAUAAAAGUAAAGACCUCAGCUGUCUUGUAUUAUGUUUACCUGAUGGCACCUUCCCACUUGUGCAACACACAGGUGAGCUCCACUGGUGUUAACCUGUCUGGAUGAUCUUAUUUCCAUUUGCUUAAACUUUAGUCUCACGUUAAAUGACUGGAGAUAAAUAUUUGCUUCAGGACGUAGAUCCAGUGUGGUUACCUGAUGCAUCUGGAUAUGGAGUUAUAUUACACUGUUGUAUUCUGCCAUUUAACCAGCACAUUUGAAACCAGGCAGAGGACCCACUGGUACUAUUAAACUCAGGGAAGAGGAGAGAGAGCGCUGACUCUCUCCCUCGUUUGUUUUA
Scatophagus argus is the source of this 3188-nucleotide messenger RNA. RefSeq names its product sodium/hydrogen exchanger 2-like. Gene Ontology annotation, cellular component: membrane. The coding region runs from base 145 to 2646 and encodes 833 amino acids. Gene Ontology annotation, molecular function: sodium:proton antiporter activity. Gene Ontology annotation, biological process: regulation of pH; proton transmembrane transport; sodium ion transport. The record is from RefSeq and is a predicted model, not a curated record. Lineage: Eukaryota; Metazoa; Chordata; Actinopteri; Scatophagidae. The transcript has 12 exons.